UGCCCACUGGCAGGGAGGAUGUCGCGGGGCUGCCUCACAGACGGCACGGCCGAGCUGCCCGGUGCGCCCGGUGUCUGUGACAUGUUCUCCCGGUGAAGCGGUGGCAGACACAGCGGAGUCACCACGGCUCAGCCACGAGGAGUCAGACUGAAAAGUCCCGCCAGCUGCAGCAGCUGAGGCUUUGUGGUGCCACGAUGAGGGAAGUUGGAGGAAUGAUCCCGCUGUUGUUGUUGCUGAUCUCCACGCCACAUACAGAGGGCACACGCUACAGCCUUCCAGGGAAACCUGCACUGACCAGAUGUCGUUCACCCGAAAAAGAAACCUUCACCUGCUGGUGGGAGCCGGGCUCUGACGGAGGACUGCCCACUACCUACGCACUGUAUUAUCGCAAAGAAAACUCUGAGACAGUGCAUGAAUGUCCCGACUACCGCACGGCCGGGAAGAACUCCUGCUUUUUUAACAAGAACGACACGUCCAUCUGGGUCAACUACAACAUCACAGUGGUGGCCACCAACUCGCUGGGCAGCACCUUCUCCGACCCCGUGGAUGUAGACGUGGUCUACAUAGUGAAGCCGAAUCCUCCAGAAAAGGUUGCUGUGACUGUAUUGGAGGACAAAGGCUGGCCUUUCCUCCGAGUGUCAUGGGAACCGCCGCAUAAGGCCGACACCCGCUCUGGUUGGAUCACUCUCAUCUAUGAGCUCCGUGUCAAGUUAGAGAAGGAAGACGAAUGGGAGGUGCACCUGGCCGGCCAGCAGAAGAUGUUUAACAUUUUCAGCCUGCGUUCAGGUGGUACAUACCUCAUCCAGGUGCGCUGUAAGCCCGAUCACGGCUUCUGGAGCGAAUGGAGUUCCACAUCCUACACCGAAGUUCCUGACUAUUUCCAAAGGGAAAGGUCAGUCUGGAUCCUCAUCAUGGUUUUUUCUGCCUUCAUCUUUCUGUUCCUCACAUGGCUGAUGCAUAUAAACAGCCAAAGUCUGAAACACUGUAUUCUGCCACCGAUCCCUGGUCCUAAAAUCAAGGGAUUUGAUGAGCAGCUUCUCAAGGAUGGCAAGUCUGACGAAAUCUUCCGUGCACUGGUGUUGUCUGAUUUCCCUACGACCGCACCUUCGAACUACGAGGACCUGCUGGUAGAAUACCUAGAGGUUUAUGUCCCUGAUGAGCAGGAGCGCAUGCUGGAAGAAAGCAAGGAUCUUCAUGACGUGUGCCUUAAAUCUGACGGUUCCACGUCGGACAGCGACUCUGGCCGCGGCAGCUGUGACAGCCACACCCUGCUGAUGGACAAGUGUGCAAAAGAGGAUGGGCGCCAAACAGAUCUGGCGGGCAAUCAAACGAAGAGUGAUGCGCAGAGGCACAAGGCAGCCUGGGAGAAAGAGGCAGUGGCUUAUUCUCAUGACGUUAGCCCCGAUGUGUGUAGUGGGAGGGUCAAGACCUGGCCUUCUGUGUUUUCUCCGCUACCCCAGUACAGCUUGAGCCCGCUUGAGACGGCCAGGCAGCACUGCGUUUCUGACACUUUGUUCCCUUCGGACUCCUCACCCCACGGCCUCUCUCAGCCGGGCCUCAGCGGCAAAGACACCCCUGGGUCAAAUCACUGGAAGUUUAGCUCGAACAACAAGCAGACUCAUCUGCUCGCACCCCAGACCGGGGACCGCCAGCAGCUACAGGCCUACAGUGAAGUCAACAUCUCGACCAUUGGCCUUAAAGAAGCAUCCGUCGGUCUUCAGGUGCCUGCUGCCAGAUCGACAGAGUACGUCGAGGUCCAAAGGGUCAGCGAGGAGAAUGUGGUGCUUCUUCAUCCCGUUCCUUCGGGCCACCAGCACAGAAAGCGCUUCGUCCAGAUGUUCCAGGAGGAAGACUACAGCAAGGUGAAGGGUGUGGGUAGAGACAAUGUGCUGCUGCUUGAGAGACAGGUCACGGAGGAACAGGUGGAUGUGUUGUCUUGUGAAAACCGGGAAGAAAAUGGAUCUGCAGAGACGUACCAUACAUCAUCUAUUACUAACAAUACUCAGAAGCCAACUUAUUCCAGCCUGCGCGCUCAGGAAGAAGAGGCCACAGCAGGGAGCGGCUACAUCGACACUGCCAGCAUGUUCACCCUGCCCUCUUAUUAGGUGACUACAGUGUCCAUAAGCCCAUCUGACAAGUGUCGAAUGUUAAUGUUGUGACAGACAAAUGUUAGGUCAAGACUUGGAAAAAAACAAUCUAGUAUAUGGCUGGACCGUGUACGAUCGAGUUUUUUGAAAAUAUGAAUAGGAAUUUGCACAAUGGACCAGACGAAAGGUCCUCAGUCAUUCGCAAGAUUCAGAUCCACGGGGCUGGCCCUCCCCAUACUGCCCAGCCAAAAACAAAACACCAACUUCUUCAAACAAUGACUGCAAAGACUGCCAAAGUAAUAUUUCUGGGAUGUAUUCUAGAAAUAAUCCCAAUAUAUGGAUAUGUAUUUUUUUGUCAUCAAAAAAGUAUUUUAAUAUAUUACAAAAUUGUAUUUUAUUGCUAUGCAGUGAUCCUAUUUAAGAUCUGAAAUAAUUUAGCAGUUUAUUAUUUCAUUGGAAUUAAACUUUACAAUCCGUUAGAAAUCAUCUUUUGCAGCCACGUGAACUUUGCAAAGUAAGUCAUAUUAUUUGCUUUGUUAGAUUUAUUUUUUUUUUUAAAUUAAGUGCAGCACGUUUUUUUUCUCCCAUAGAACAGGUAGAGAAAAUGGAUGUAUGAAUGGACAGACUUUCAUUUAAGGCUGCUUGCUAUUUAUUGUAAAUGUGUGUAUAGAAACGCAGAGAUUAUGAAAACUGAGAAUGUUAGAAUGUAUCAUUCUAUUUUGGAUCCAGAGACUAUUUACUUUUUGGUGCGCGCAUAUGUAACUUUAUAGCAAGAAUGAAACAGCCCUGCAGUAUUUCUGGAAUGGAAUGCUUGUCAUAAUAAGCAUGUUUAUAAUAAAUAACUGAGAUGCAAUGAUGAAAUGGGGUUCAUUUUGUUAAGAUGCUGUUUCUUUUUUCAUGAAAAAGUACACUUCCUUUCAUACAUUUCAAUUAAUAUUAUUGAAAUAUCCAUUUUACAAUAUGGCACUUUCUUCAAAAAUAUUUUUAAUCCUCAAACUCAUGAAAAAAAAUCACUGUUUUAUAUUAAAAAUGAAAUAAUGUGUGGAGUCAUUUGUUCCUUUCUUGUUUUUUUUAAUAAGUGAAACAUUUCCAAUAUCCGUCUGCUACGCCCUUCAUAGUUUUAAAGCUUUCUAAAGUGUCACUUGUGUUUUUGUGUUUCGAAACUUUUUGUCACCCCUGCCUCCAACUCAAGAACACAUCAAUUGCAAAAAGACUGCUGUCCCCUUCAGAAGCAUACCUAAUAAAGUGCAUGUUUGUUUGAUUGCUCAGAUCAGAAAAGUUCAUGUUGUUCCUUCUGGGUCUCUUCAUUGAGUCCUUGGAAACUUGGCUGAUUGUAUACACAAGAAACUCUUCCAACUGGGAUUCAAACCCAGGUCCCUCACACCUAAUCCAUCACAGAGACUUCCUUUACAAAACAGCAAGCUCAAUUUCCAACUGGAAGCAAAUGCUCAAAAUAGUUGUUUCAGAAAUUAAUGUUCCAAUUAGAUAAAUCUUUUGUUUAGCAAAAUGGCUGACAUAGGAUGAUGAAUGUAAUCCGUUUAGAAAUGCUCCACACAUUAUAUCCCCAAAAAAUUCUCACGUGUUGUAUGGAAGCAAAAAUGAUUGUUUUCCUGUGACGCAUAAAAACUGAGAGAAGUUAAAUUCGACUCAGACAAGGUCCUUAUUUUUCUUUAUCCUGUGCUGCACACACUUUUUCUUUUAUUCAGCAUAUCUUUAAUCUCUUACUCCUUGGUUGUACCUAUUGUAUUUGUAUAUAUGUGCAAGUGUGUAUAUGUAUGUAUAGAGAUAUACGAGUAUUUAUAUAUGAGUAUGUAAAUAUAUGUAUAUAGCCUUCACUGUCUAUAAUUUUUCUGCAUAAAUUAUAUAUUUUUACUUUUGUUUGCUUGCUAGUGAUGCUGCUGC
Messenger RNA from Salarias fasciatus (jewelled blenny), 3989 nucleotides. RefSeq names its product prolactin receptor a (gene prlra). Gene Ontology annotation, biological process: cytokine-mediated signaling pathway. The record is from RefSeq and is a predicted model, not a curated record. Bases 195 to 2105 code for a protein of 636 amino acids. Gene Ontology annotation, cellular component: external side of plasma membrane. NCBI's taxonomy places the organism in Eukaryota, Metazoa, Chordata, Actinopteri, Blenniiformes, Blenniidae. Gene Ontology annotation, molecular function: cytokine receptor activity; protein binding. The transcript has 9 exons.